This is a messenger RNA of Penicillium olsonii, 1494 nucleotides long. NCBI's taxonomy places the organism in Eukaryota, Fungi, Ascomycota, Eurotiomycetes, Eurotiales, Aspergillaceae. The record is from the annotation of a GenBank genome assembly.
AUGUCCACGCGUUCUCCGGAACAGAUAGCUGCUAAAGAUUGUCCGACGUGCCAACGGCGCCGCAUCAAGUGUGAUCGGGGACUACCGACGUGCCGCAAAUGCGGCAAACGCAAUCUUGAAUGCCCAGGCUACGGGCUCCGACUCAAAUGGGUCCAGGGAGUCGCCAGCCGGGGUAAUCUGCGCGGCAGGGCAGUCCCCUCUUCACCGUCCUCAGUGGAAGGGCGAGUGAGCAGGGAACCAACUGCCGCCAAUGGGCACAGUCGCCUUGCGCCGCAUUUCCCACCGCUGUUUCCAACGCCCACCUCCGAGCUGGGCUUGUCGCAGGGUCGACCGGUGCAUGUCUCGCGGUUGCUUGCGUGGUUCAAUGAGCGAGUCGCUCAUCGACUGGCGUGGGUUCCCCAGCAGAACGCAUGGCGACACAUGAUUCUCCCGAUGGCGGAGAGCUCGGAAACCGUCAUGUCGUCGAUUCUGACUAUCGCCGCCAAUGAUCUGGCAACCGAGUACGCUCCCACAGACCUGGGUCACGGCACAUUCCAGCAGAUGUCCAAGAAUUAUCAAAAUCGAUCACUCGCGUUGUUGGCACAGGAGCUGAAUGGCCUGUCCAUCUCUCCCGCUUCACCGCGGCAGACCAAUACCACGUCAGCCUACACCUUGGCCGCUGUCAUAAUUCUCUGCAACAACGAAUUUAUGAAGCCCCAAACGGCCGGGUGGAAAGUUCACCUCUCGGCCGCAAGAGAAAUCAUCUUAGCGGCCAAGGGGCGGCCAAACCGCGCCCACCAUCUGGCCUCUAUUGAAGAGUUCCUCAUGUUGGAAUUCUACGAAGCCUCCGUAUGGGCUGAUCUGACCACUUUCCAAAACUACAAUGAUACACCCAGGGUACCCCCCACUGGUGCCGAGAACGCAGUCUUCACUGAUUAUGUCCGCAUCAUCGAUCAAAUCACCCGACUAGAGCGUCGCAAGUCUCAUCCCAAACCAGUCGACCAGGCCCCGCCAAAGUGCGGCCCAAUCCAGGACAUCCACUCGCAGAUCGAUGCAGCUAGAGAUAACAUGAUGCAGCUGAGUGGUUCAAUUCACUUCUCGUCCGAGGAAGACCAACGAGGCUUCGAAUUGGUCAUUUGGAUGUAUUACCACGCAACCAUCAUCUACAGCUACCAGGCCCUCGGAGAGGAUUCUGCUACAUACGACAUCACCACGUCUCGAGAUGAGAUACUACGGUGGGUACUGUUUCUGUCGGAGACUCGAGACGGCAUGUUUGCACAGGAUCUCGUCUGGCCGCUUUUCACCGCGGGAUCCGAACUGCGUGGCGACCCGGCCGGGCAACAGCUCAUUCGAGAAUGUUUCGGUAACGUGAUGCGCAUCAGUCGGAUUCUGGAUCGUGCGCGUGUAUUGGCAUUCUUGGAGAGAUGGUGGAAUGAGCCUCAUACGUCCGCGUCUUGGAUUGACAUGGCUCGAAAGCAGUCGCAGGAUCCACAGUACGAUAUUUUGGUUGUAUGA